Molecule: messenger RNA, 897 nt
Organism: [Candida] anglica
Lineage: Eukaryota; Fungi; Ascomycota; Pichiomycetes; Serinales; Debaryomycetaceae
Source: the annotation of a GenBank genome assembly
CACACCCCAACUCUUCAUCCAAACAUCAACAUGUUCGCUCGUGUAGUUAGACCAGGGAGACUCUCUUCGCCAGUAGGUGCGCGUGCUCUUGCAGCAACCCGUUCCAUGGUUCCAUCCAUGGCCCAGACUCGUUUCUAUUCGUCUUCUGGUGGAUCAUCUUCCAAUGGUGCCAAGGGUAAAGUGCUCUUGGCCUUUGGUGCCUUGGCUAUUGGGUCCACUAUUUGGGCUGCCACUUACAACAAGAACCCACCAAAGUCCGCAGUGGAACCAAGCUCAGCUUCCAAGCCAACUCGUUCAUUCAAGGAUGGUGAAGUUUCUGUGAUUUUCGUUCUUGGUGGCCCAGGUGCCGGAAAGGGAACUCAAUGUGCUAACCUUGUUAGAGACCAUGGGUUCGUUCAUCUUUCUGCUGGUGAUUUGCUCCGUGCCGAACAAACCAGAGAGGGCUCUCAAUACGGUGCCAUGAUCGCCCAAUACAUCAAGGAUGGCCUUAUUGUUCCUCAAGAAGUCACCAUUGCUCUUUUGGACCAAGCUAUCAAGGAACAAUUUGCCAAGGGUUCAACCAAAUUCCUUGUAGAUGGAUUCCCUCGUAAGAUGGACCAAGCAAUUACCUUUGAAGAACAAAUCGCUCCUUCGUCCUUCACUUUGUUCUUUGAGUGUCCUGAACAAGUCAUGUUGACCAGAUUGUUGGAAAGAGGAAAGACUAGUGGACGUGCUGACGACAACGUCGAAAGUAUCAAGAAACGGUUUAGAACUUUUGUAGAAACUUCCAUGCCAGUCGUUGAAUACUUUGAAAAGCAAGGGAAGGUUGUUAAGGUGAGCUGUGACAAGCCUGUUGAUGAAGUUUACGAAAGUGUGAAGAAAGCUAUGUCUGUUAGAGGUAUCUAAAUCAAUGGCUGA